This is a messenger RNA of Pseudogymnoascus verrucosus, 2163 nucleotides long. RefSeq lists its product as uncharacterized. The record is from RefSeq and is a predicted model, not a curated record. Bases 311 to 1936 code for a protein of 541 amino acids. The transcript has 11 exons. Gene Ontology annotation, biological process: carotene catabolic process. Gene Ontology annotation, molecular function: carotenoid dioxygenase activity. Lineage: Eukaryota; Fungi; Ascomycota; Leotiomycetes; Thelebolales; Thelebolaceae.
GUAAAUUACUUGAUUAACAAUAGGUCUUACUACUCCGCCAUCACAAUAACGCAGUUCACAUACGUUUUGAGAAUCAUUAUGCGACAGCUUAAUGACAAAGGCGGUCAGGUCAAUAUGAGACCAGAGGCAUCAUUCAAGCCAACGUCUAGUAUUAUACGGAGUGGGCUUCAAAUUGGGGAAGUCCCCCGAUACAUAUAAAUGUGAAGGCAAUUCCCAGUAUUUUUUUAGUCGCCACAAUCAGUUGCUCAAUUGGUUUCCACUGCCCUUUCUUGAACCACGGAUAUCUAGUAUCAUCGUUGCACCCGCCAUCAUGGUUACAUCUACCUUCCUGAUAUUGUCCUCCAUUGCCUUGGGAAUAAGUGGCACUGCAGUUGAUCUACAUCAACACUCGCCAGCAAACCCCUUCACCCUUGGAUUUUUUGGAACGCCAGAAAUAAGGCAGUCGGUCAACCUGAAGGUUAAAGGAAAGAUUCCUCGCUGGGUCUCCGGGUCGUUGUAUCGUGGGGCAGCAGCCACAUGGGAUAAUGGAAACUACACGGCAGAACAUUGGUUUGAUGGGUUCAGUCGAAACCAUCGUUUUGAGGUUUCAGAUGGCAAAGUCAGUUAUCAUAGCCGCAAUGCAUCUGACGAACUCCAAGACUUUGUCAGGGAAACGGGACUCUUUCCCGGUGGAUCUUUCGGGGGCGAUCCAUGCAAAGUUAUCUUUGGUGCCUUUCAGACUACUUACCGCGAUGGGGUUAACCCUGUCGGCGAUGCCAGCACUGACAGUGUCACCGUAUCUUUCAUUACCAAUUUCCCAGGGUUGGAUAGAAACGUAUCAGGGACUGAACACGGGCCAUUUGUGACACUGGUUAAGACCACAGAUGGAAAUACUCUCCAGCAACUAGAUCCUGUCUCUCUCGAGCCUAUUGAACUGUUUACUUACCAAGCAACAAGCACCAACAUCACAGGCGAUAAGACCUGUGCGCAUCCUGCUCAUGGCAAGUCUGGCGAGCUUUACAACUACAUGUUGAAUACCGAGGUGACGCCUCCUGAGUAUAACGUAUUUGAAAUCAAUUCCUCGGGGAAGGGUAACAUCUUGGCAACUAUCACCGAUGCUCCGGCGGCAUAUAUCCACUCCAUGUUCAGCACCGCAAACUAUGUCAUUCUCAUUGUCUGGCAAUCCGACUUUGGAAAAGUUACAUCAAAGCCUUACUACAACGUCUUGGACAACAUAAAAGAUUGGGACCCAGAACGGAAAACACUGUUUUACGUUAUCGACAAAGUCAAAGGUGGAGUUGUAGCAAAAUACACUUCGGAAACAUUUUUUGCAUUCCACGAGAUCAACUCGUUUGAGGAUAGUGAUGGGUCUAUCGUCAUUGACCUUCCUGUCAUGAAGACCAACGCGUUCCUUGAAGCCGCUCGGAUCAAGAAUCUUCGUACAUAUGUUGGUCAUCACAACGCCACUGCGCCUCAUGACCUUGCAGGUACCUUCCGCCGCUUCAGGCUUCAAGAUUACGCACAUGGAACUCUAGCAAAUGGCACGUUGAUCACCCGCCCAGCUGUUACCGACUUUGAAUUGGACUUCAAGUCUGGGAACAUCGAGCUACCUCGCCUCAACCAAGCGUACCAUGGAAAGCCCUACCGUUAUGCUUAUGGGAUCCACAUCAAGGAGCGAGGAUUCUUCACCGAUUCCCUCGUAAAAGUUGAUACACACACAAGACGGACAACUAUCUGGAAGCCCCGCACACCCCAUCUGCCCUCCGAGCCAGUCUUUGUUGCCAACCCAAAAGGUACAUGCGAGGAUGACGGUGUUCUCCUAACUAUGGCACUUGAUGCCAAUCGCAAACAAAGUGUUCUAGUUGUAAUUGACGCAAAGAACAUGAAGGAGAUUGCACGCGCCGAGAUGCCACUUGUUGCUGGUUUUGGUUUCCACGGGGUAUGGGGAAACAAUUGAAGGAAACAGACAGGUUAGCAGCAGAUCUCAAGCGUAAAUCAGAUCAAGGCCAUACUUCUUCACGUUCUUCUUCUUGCGGAAGUGCUGCGCUUAGAUUUUAGGGGACUUUUUGUCAAUUAGAGGGUGCGUAGCAUUGAGAGCGGCUUCGGUGUAUCUUCAAUCAGUGAGUAGUAUAUAGAGGUUACAUAACAUUUAAACCCGUGUUAUAUGAAAUAUAAUAAUCGAAC